AUUUAUUUGAGUUUAUUUGUUAUAUGCUUGAGUUGUUGUGAAAUUUGAUACUAAGUAUUGUUGAAAUGUCAGGCUCAAAUAGGAAAAUCGGAAUUGUGGGCAGUGGCCUUAUUGGACGUUCCUGGGCCAUGUUAUUUGCUGGAGUAGGAUAUCAAGUACACAUCUAUGACAUUCUUCCAGAACAAAUUGAAAACGCUUUGGUAGAUAUCAAACAACAAUUGAUUAGCUUAGAAAAAGAAGGCUUAUUAAGGGGCACCUUAAAUUCAUGUGAACAAUAUGCUUGCAUUAAAGGAACAACAAAUCUGGCCGAAGCUGUGAAAGACGCAGUUUUAGUACAAGAAUGCAUCCCAGAAAAUUUGGAGCUUAAACGUAAAGUUUGGAAAAAUGUUGACGAUGUCGCCACUCCGAACACCAUUUUGUCAAGUUCUACAUCGACAUUUUUACCAUCUACAUUCAGUGAUCACUUGAAAAACAAGAAAAAUAUCAUUGUGUCUCAUCCAGUAAACCCACCUUAUUAUGUACCAUUGAUUGAAAUUAUCCCAGCCCCAUGGACCGAUCUGGCAGUACAAAAGAAAACCAGAGCUAUCAUGGAAGAAAUUGGUCAAACUCCAGUAAACCUAACCAAAGAAGUACCCGGCUUUGCUGUAAACAGAUUACAGUACGCUUUGAUCAAUGAGUGCUGGAACCUGGUAACAGAGGGCGUUUUGGACGUCAAGGACAUCGAUAAAGUAAUGUCCGACGGUUUGGGUAUGAGAUACGCCUUCCUUGGCAUUUUGGAAACCACCCAUUUGAACGCUGAAGGUUUCAAAAAGUACUGCGAUUCGUACGCUAAAACUAUUCACGCCGUAAGCCUAGAUUUAAAACCUGUCCCCAAAUUGGAAGGGCCAAAGGUGGAAGAAGUUGCAAAGCAACUAGAAAAUUUGGUUCCUUUGGACAGAUUACAAGAAAGAAGAAACUGGAGGGAUUUGUGUCUCACUAAAUUGAGCCAGCUGAAAAAACAAAUGGACAAAAAGUGGAAAUGAGUUAUAUGUUAAAAUAUAGAUUAUAACCGAUUAUAUAUAACUCAAUAAAUUGUUUUUUUUGUUGGUAAAU
Messenger RNA from Brassicogethes aeneus, 1092 nucleotides. Lineage: Eukaryota; Metazoa; Arthropoda; Insecta; Coleoptera; Nitidulidae. The record is from the annotation of a GenBank genome assembly.